This is a messenger RNA of Rhipicephalus sanguineus (brown dog tick), 1153 nucleotides long. RefSeq lists its product as uncharacterized. The transcript is spliced from 3 exons. Bases 1 to 1041 code for a protein of 346 amino acids. NCBI's taxonomy places the organism in Eukaryota, Metazoa, Arthropoda, Arachnida, Ixodida, Ixodidae. The record is from RefSeq and is a predicted model, not a curated record.
AUGGACACUACGGGGAGUGCUGCAGCGGCUGCUCCGGCGCGUGAUGGCGCUGCCGAACUCGGCGACCUGUUGGUUCAUCUGGAAGGCGCCAGGGGCUGCUUCUCUGGUAGUCUGAUCGACUAUCGCAUGCCAUGCACGGCCUCCGAGGACACGAGGUGCCAGAUUGUUGCCAGUAUUCCCCUAUGGAACGAGUUUCUCUGCUGGCUUAAGUUGGAGCUGCGCGAGCUGACGGGAGUGGGGAGGCAAUUGGGACUCGUGCACGGGUUGGGUGAAGGAACUUUGCCUGCUUUUUUGGCUGUGUACGUGUGUUCGACGUCCACGCUCCAAAGGCUGGAUUUACAGCUCAGUGGGAUCGGCUUUCCGACCAAAUCGGAGGAUUGGUGGCUACCUUUUUCGGGGUCGUUAUUGCGCAACAGGAGUGUCACAAAUUUGGGCCUUGGCGUUGACGUGUACCCCCGCAAUGGCUUUAAAUAUCUCGGCGCAGCUGUAGCACGAAGCAAGACGAUCCGAGAGCUCCGUUCGCUGACGUGGAGUUCAUCCACACGUCUCAGUUUUCUUCGAGGCGUGCGCGCUGGUAUCUCGGAGAAUUACGCGCUGUGCAGCGUCGCCUUGUACCCGAAGUCUUCUUACGAGGACUGGGAAGGCGACUGGUCCUUCGUUUGCGACACGGCACGCCGGAACUCGGGCUAUGUGGCACGUACGGCUCAAUUCUUGCAACAGGCACGGUGUGACACGCCCUGCGCUGCCGCUUUGGACCGAGUGUACCGUCACCCAGCCCUCGUCGCAGAGCUGUCUAAAGUACUGGCCAUCUCCGAAGCCGACGCAGUGGUCGCUGUGCGACAACACUUCCGAAGCAUCGAAGGCAUGCACGAGUUCAUGCGACUGGCUGGUGUCGUCAAGGUGCACGUCACGUGUCUGCCACGUGACGACGGUCGUCCGCAGCUGAACGCCCUCGACGAGUACUGCUGGGCUCACGUCAGACGCUACUUGCAGCUCGACGACGUGGCGUGGUACUGCCAGUCGUCGACGGAUGUUAUGUAGCCGCGCUCGAAUGCCAACUGAGACCGCGGCGAGGAAGCCCCGUGCGGCUCUGCAUCAGCGCGAAGAGUUUACGCUAAUAAAGUCAAACAUUUCUCUGAAGAAAAGAUUAUUA